AUGACUCGGCCGAUGCUGUUGGCGCUGCUUUCCGCGGCAGUGCCUGGAUGGAUAGUUGACGCUUGGCCCGUCAUAUCUCAGGGUCCUGACAAGAGCUUUGGACGUGAAGCUGAACCCCUGGUUGAACCCAAACAAUCGAGGGGUCCGUCAUGGUUCUCUCAGAGCGCCACAACUACCACCACGACACUAACACUGUCGGUGCCAGGGUCGACCAGCCAGUCCUCACUCACCCCGAGCGUCCCUCUUUCGCGGACCACUUCUGGCUCGACAACCCCGUCACCGAGUCCACCUCCAGAUGUUGGCAGCUCCCACUCUCUGAGCUCGGGAGACCGGCAGACGUCUAGCGAGACCCGAUUGACCGAUACUAUGCCCACCGCCAUCAUUACCUCAAGUGGAUCCCAACCCACUGGCACCGUUCCCGAGCCUUCUUCAAACGAUAGCGAGUCUGGGACUGGGAGCAACAGGACGCUCAUCAUCACUCUGAGCACCGUGUUCUCGGCGGUAGGGUUGGCUUUGAUUGCAGGGGUAGUGUUGCUUUGCUACCGAAAGCGACGCGGCCGCCUGCCGUUGCUUCCGCGAGGCGUCUCGCCCAUCGACGACGACGAGAUUGAGAGGUGGAAGUCGCCUCGGGAUGAGAAGGCCAGAUUCCAGGUCGGGGAUACCGACAUGGAGGCCGAGGCAGCCUUCCACAAGAAGACGGGCCGGCCAUCACACGCCAAACAUUUCUCGACUAGCUCUGUUAAGAAGCCACCCAGCGUGAUCGUCUACAGCAGAUCCCACGAGUCCCAGGCCGUACGCCACUCGACCGAUGCCGAAUCCCGUCGCUCCUUUGUUCAGAACCAUCCGGCCUACAGCAGCAAGACCAGCUUCGACAAAACCCUCCCGCAGACCCCCAUCCAAGCCCGCGCACCCAACGCCCGUGCGGGCCUGACCGAUGAAUCCCUCCCUGGCGAUGAGCCUUUCAUCAUGAGCCCCAAACGCACGCCAUCCCGCCUCUCCAAACACCCACCCAACUCGUCAUCGGGCCGGCGAGCCAACCACGCCAGAGCAAGGAGCUCGCGGAGCAGUACCCGCAGCUUUGGAGAGUACUAUUACUACAGCUCAGACGGAGGUGGCGGUGCCGUCGGCGGCGGGGGCACCACUUCGGCUGCGGGAUCCGAGCUGGAGCUGUCGGCGCGGCACUCGUCGCACGAUCAGCCUGGCAUCCACAGUGGCAGCAGACAGCACAGCCCGAGGAAUUAUGGCGGCGCGCCCACCGGCAGCGGCAGUAGUCACUCGCGCGUGUACUCGUCGUCGUCGAUCCCGCCGAGGCUGUCGUUUGGCGACGAUGGUGUGCUAUUCGGGGGCUUGUCGCCCGCCCGGUCAAGGUUCAUGGGCGAGGGCGAGAUUGGGCGCGCCAUUGGCUGA
This is a messenger RNA of Parathielavia appendiculata, 1407 nucleotides long. RefSeq lists its product as uncharacterized. The transcript has a single exon. The record is from RefSeq and is a predicted model, not a curated record. Lineage: Eukaryota; Fungi; Ascomycota; Sordariomycetes; Sordariales; Chaetomiaceae. The coding region runs from base 1 to 1407 and encodes 468 amino acids.